Messenger RNA from Chanos chanos (milkfish), 1835 nucleotides. It is a transcript of the gene chmp6b, whose product is annotated as charged multivesicular body protein 6b. Gene Ontology annotation, biological process: late endosome to vacuole transport via multivesicular body sorting pathway; vesicle budding from membrane. The transcript has 8 exons. Bases 158 to 772 code for a protein of 204 amino acids. The record is from RefSeq and is a predicted model, not a curated record. NCBI's taxonomy places the organism in Eukaryota, Metazoa, Chordata, Actinopteri, Gonorynchiformes, Chanidae. Gene Ontology annotation, cellular component: multivesicular body; ESCRT III complex.
UACAGUAUUUGGGUUUCAACUCAAGCUAGACACUCAUGAAUUGUCAAAUUGUCAUCGGUUCAUUAUGAAUUUACGUUAAGGAUUUCCUAAGAAAUAAUCUCGUUUUACAGAUCAGUCUCGUAAUCAGAAAAUACGGCGGCGGGGAUGCGGCAACAGAAUGGGAAACAUUUUCGGCAGAAAGAAACGGACUCGAGUCACAGAGCAGGACAAAGCUGUUUUGCAACUGAAACAGCAGCGAGAUAAACUGAAACAGUACCAGAAACGGAUCACCACGCAGCUGGAGAAGGAACGGCUUCUCGCUAAGCAGCUACUGAAGGAUGGCAAAAAAGAGAAAGCCCUCCUGUUGCUCAAAAAGAAGCGUUAUCAGGAUCAACUCCUGGAAAAGACGGAAAAUCAGAUCAGCAACCUGGAGCGAAUGGUCCAGGACAUCGAGUUUGCUCAGAUUGAAUCAAAGGUCUUUGAGGGACUGAAGGUUGGCAAUGACUGCCUGAAGAAGAUGCAUGAGGCGCUGUCCAUAGAGGAGGUGGAGAGGAUUAUGGAUGAGACUCAAGAUGCCAUAGAAUAUCAGAGGCAAAUAGAUGAGAUGCUAGCAGGCUCUCUGACCCAGGAGGAUGAGGAUGCUGUGUUGGCAGAACUUGAGGCUAUCACUCAGGGAGAGGUGGAGCUUCCAGAGGUACCCAGUGAGCCUUUGCCAGAGGUUGAAGAGCAAGAACCAGAGCCAGAGAAAGAGAAGAAAAAGAACAGACCGGAACGAGAGAUGUUGGCCAUCUAGUCCUGUAUCUUUCACUAGGCGUCUAUGUGGUUCUGUCUCCCAGCCCUCCCCUCCAUCACCAACCAUUGUCUCACAGAAAGGGCUUGUUCUUAACCUCUCCACGCCCACAGCGAGCUCUUCCUCUCUGGAGCAGUUUAAACAUCCUCUCCCUUUGUCCUGGAGGUACCUGUUUCCAUCCGCCAACUUUACCACCAGUUCUGUGUUUCCCUCCGAUCUUUGCUGUGCUGUGAUGUUUAAUGAAGGAGAUAUGGUGUGUCCUCAGAACGGUUGUGUUUCUGAAGCCUGCGCCUUUCACUAAUAUUCUUUGUCAGUGAUAUUGUAGAGAUCCAUGCUCUUAUACAAACCUGUAAUCAACCGGUCUCUCCUGGCCACAGUGUCUUUCCCACAUCUGUAAGUUUCUCUGGGCUUCUCUUCUUUUUUUUUCCUCAACAAUACAUUUUUUUUUCUUUUUUUUGGAUUAAUUUCACAGUGAGGGAAUGCACACAGGGGAAACUGGAGUAAUGAAAGCAUGCCAGUAUUAAACUGGACCUUAAGAAUCUUUUGUUUUGUUUUUUAAAUUUUGCAUAUCAUGUCUGGGAACUCAGUAUGAAGAGAGGUGGGGAAGGGUUUUGACCUGACAGAAAACAGUGAAAAAAACGCUCCCGCACACAGAUGAAUGAAGGACUUCAAAAUGAAGUCCUAUCAGAACACACGACUGUGGUCACCUUAAAAACUCAAAACGUGUAACAGGUCUCCCUGUAUUUAGAGUCAGGAGAGGUUUUCUGUAAAAGAAUUGUCUUUCCUCAUUUUUAACAACUCCACAUAACUGUAAACAGAUGAGCUUAUCAUCACAUUCUGAGGCUGUUCUCUUCAGUUUUGUUAUUCUGCAAAAGUAAAGUCAUUUUUAAUCAUUUUGACUGUCCGGUGUCGUUUGUAUUGGAAAUGGACAAUGACUCUAAGCGCUAGAUGGCAGCAUGAUGUAUGUUUUCCUUACAGAAACUGCUUUAACAUUUUCCCAUAAUGGAAGCUUAAAUUUCCGUGUUCUGGAUAAAGGCAUCUAUGAAUAUGAAAUACUGGUUUGUUU